Messenger RNA from Lolium rigidum, 1797 nucleotides. RefSeq names its product protein ROH1. The transcript is spliced from 2 exons. The record is from RefSeq and is a predicted model, not a curated record. Bases 102 to 1397 code for a protein of 431 amino acids. Lineage: Eukaryota; Viridiplantae; Streptophyta; Magnoliopsida; Poales; Poaceae.
GGAAGGAAGGAGAGACCAUUCCCGAUUUCCUCUCGCCGUCGCCGCCGCCGUCGCCGCCAAGUCCAACCAUUCGACUUCCCCCAAGGGAAGGGAUCGCCGGGAUGCCGGCCACCGACUCCUCCUCCUCCGCCUCCUCCUCGCCGGCCCACCACACCUCCUCCUCCUUCGGCCGCUCCAUCCUCUCCCUCCGCCACCGCGACCACAACCACAACCACAACCAGAUCCACCACGCCUCCUUCCCGCCCACCCCCGACCACUCCUCCUCGUCCGACGACCGCGAGAUCGACGCCUUCCAGCGCCACGCCGCCGACCUCCUCCUCGACCUGCUCCCCUCCUCCACCGCCGCCGCCCCGGAGAUCCUCUCGCUCGACUGGACGCGCCACCUGCUCGACUCCUUCCUCAUCUGCCUCGAGGAGUUCCGCUCCGUCCUCUUCGCCGACGCCGCCGCGCUCGCCAGGGCCCCGCUCGACCGCCUCCUCGCCGACUUCUUCGACCGCGCAGUCAAGGCGCUCGACCUCUGCAACGCGCUCCGCGACGGCCUCGACCUGCUCCGCCACUGGCGCAAGCACCUCGCCAUCGCAGCAGCCGCGCUCGCCCCGUCCCCCGCCGGCACCGCUGGCCCGCUCGGGGAGGGCCAGAUCCGCCGCGCGCGCAAGGCGCUCACAGACCUCACCAUCCUCAUGCUCGACGACAAGGACGCCGGGGGCGGCCAGCGGAACCGCUCCUUCGGCCGCGCUCCCAAGGACGGCCAGGGCCGCGGCCACCACCGCCGGACCAGCAGCGGCUCGGGCUCGGGGUCCGGCUCCGGCUCCCACUUCAGGUCCCUCUCCUGGAGCGUGUCCCGCUCCUGGUCGGCCUCGCGCCAGCUGCAGGCCAUCGGGGGGAACCUACCAGUGCCGCGCCCGCACGACGUGGUAUCCACCGGGGGCCUCGCCUCCGCCGUCUACACCAUGGGCGCCGUGCUCUUCGUCACCGCAUGGGCGCUCGUCGCCGCCAUCCCCUGCCAGGACCGUGGCCUCCAGGCGCACUUCACCGUGCCCAGGACCGCCGCCGCCCCGUGGGCAGGCCCCGUCACCGCGCUCUACGACCGCGUCCUCGACGAGUCCAAGAACAAGGACCACAAGCACUCGCCAGGCCUGCUCAAGGAGAUACACCAGAUCGAGCGCUGCUCACGGCAGCUCAUGGAGCUCACCGAUGCAGCGCACUUCCCCCUCGACCAAGACAAGGAGGCCGAGGUGCAGGAGGCCGCGCAGGAGCUCGUGCAGGUGUGCGACACGCUCAAGGACGGGCUUGAUCCACUCGAGAGGCAGGUCCGGGAGAUGUUCCACCGGAUUGUGCGCACCAGGACAGAGAUCCUUGACUGCUUGAGCAGGCCCAGCACCAACACCACUGAGUGAGCUGCUCAACAUUGUGUGAAAUACUCAAAAUGCAGGCGCUUUCAAAUGAGGUUCAUCGUGUAGUUGGUGGUAGAGUACUGCUGUUACAAGAAGGGAAGGUUCCUUGGCCCAGUGCCCAAGAUAUAGUAACGUUUCGGUUCCAAAACUGCCUGGCCUCUGCCGAUAGUUGUUCAGCUUCUGCCUUCUGGUGACCACAUCUGUAACUGCUUCCUAGCACCGCUUGUCCGCUUCUUUUGUGUCUGGAAUGUGUGGUAGAAUGUUUUGAUUUAGCAGAACGAUUAGUGGUUUAUGUCUAGAUUUCGAUAACAGGGAAGCAAGAUUUCUUCUAGUCUCCCUGCCUGCAUUAUCAGCUUCCUGACAUUAUAUACUACACGCAGGAAAUGUAUGAUCGUACAUUAUG